AUGAACGGAGCGGUAAUUCCUGGUACACCAAUAGCAGUGGACUUUUGGAGAUUGAGGCAGUGUCCACACUCGAGGAUUUUCUUUCUUUCUCACAUGCAUGCAGACCAUACGGCUGGUCUUACUUCUUCUUGGAACACUCACACCAUUUACUGUUCAGAACUGACGAAGAAGCUUGUAACAGCAAAGCUUGGAGUUAAUAGCGACCUCGUGACUGGUUUACCUUUGGACGAACACAUCAUUAUAAACCUGGACGAGCAAGGCCAAGAAACUAUGUCCGUAACUUUGAUCGACGCAAACCAUUGCCCAGGUUCUGUUAUGUUUAUUUUCGAAGGUUACUUUGGGAAAAUCCUCUAUACCGGGGAUUUUCGUCACUGUGAACGCAUAGCAACACAUUCUGCCAUUAACAGAAGAGUAUUUGAUGUGCUGUAUCUUGACAAUACUUACUGUGAUCCCAAUUGUAUUUUUCCUUCUCGUACUGAAGCAACUAUCAAGAUCCUCGAGAUUAUUCGAAGACAUUCAGAGCACAAGGUGGUUAUGGGGCUUCAUAACCUAGGCAAAGAGAUGCUUCUCCACACCAUCGCUAAAGCGUUCCGAACGUGGAUUGGAGUGGAUCCUUCAAGAAUAGAAACUUUGGAACUAAUUGAAAUGCCGAAUGUAUUUACUUGUGAGAUUGACAAAGUCAGAAUUAGGGUUGUGAAAAAUAAUGAAAUAACUAGGAAGAACAUGCAGGCUUGGAACUCUGAAGAACCAACCAUUGCUAUUUUACCAACAUGCCUUUAUGUUGGUGGGAAAAACCCCUUUGCCAAUUUGGAUAAUGUUUUUGUAGUUCCAUACUCUGAUCAUUGUUCUUUUGAAGAGCUGCAAAAGUUUGUUCAGGUUGUCAGGCCGAGGAGAAUCAUUCCAAUUGUGCAUAAACACAGACUGUCACAAGGGGAAACUAUAAAUACUAGAGUGAACAUGCAUGUCUUCCAAUCUUUGCUGGAUUAUUCUCCAUUACAGAAGUACAGGAUCCCUCAUUCUGUAACAUGCUUCAUGAGUUCCAUAGCACAGCAGCCCAAGAAGACGAAGGCAAGAGGUCAGCUCUUCACAAGAAAGGCUGCUAAGAUCAAGAAACCUCAAGGGGUAGUCUUUCCUACCAGUCCUGGGAAAAAAGUAGAGAAAGAUGAAAAGUGUGGGUUAGACACAGGCAAUACAGAGUGUAGUCCUUCCAAAGAGGUCCCAAGAGAUCAGAGAAGUCCAGUCACAGCUGAAGACCUUCAAAAAGGGGGAAUGUCAGAUAAACCAGUACUCAGUAUAAGAGAAGAGACCACAGAAGAUGAAAAUAAAUUAGCCUCAUCAAUAGACAACAAAUCAAGCUUAUCUGACAAUGACAAGAUAGAAAGAUCAAACAAAAGUGCUCUCAAUUGUGAAGACACUAAUUCCAAGGAACAGAUGAUCACAGAAGAUGAGAUCAGUACUAUUGUUUCACCAAACAUAGAAUGUGGCAAAAUUGGCAGUGAACCACAAGGAAUGUCAGAAGUGGAUAUUGAUUACUUUGAUGUAAUCAUCCCUGCCAAUGAAGUCAAUCUAGUUGCCUCCUCCACCAUUGAACCUUUCAUGUCCGGUAGCAAACCAGAAGGAAACCUGCAUCUCACCGAUGUUUCCAAUGGAGAAGGUUUUCAGUGUGAAAGUAUGGUCCAGGAGACAAGUGGAAAUGAAAAUAGUUGGGUUGAUUUGUCAUCAGGCAGAAAAGACUUAACAGAAAGUCAAGUGCAAGAGGAACCCAAGGUUUUUUACAGUGUGGAUGUUAAUAGGGUUAAACACAUUACAUCUACUUCAGCCAACAAAACCAAGUGUUUGUUUGAUGAACAUUUGAGUUCCCCCAAGGGAAAUAUUUCCAACUGCAAGAUCAAAUGCAAGGAUGCGAAUGACAAUAAUGCAUUUACUUCAGCAAAGAAUCUUUCCUUGAAGAAUCACUCUCUGAAAAGGAAGUUUAAAGAUAUUGAUACUAACAGCUGUGAGAAGGUCAUCAAUGGAGUUGACAGUCAUAUAUCAAACAUGGAAAAAUUCAACAUUUAUACUGGAUACACUUGUGAUUUUGCAAGAAAGGUACUAGAAGAUUUGGUCAAAACUGUACCUUCAAAAGAUAAGUAACUGAAUGCCGAUUAGACAUUCAUUGGACAUGAUUACCCCAAUUCAUAUUAUGCAUCUAGUUGUGUUUAAAAUGUCGUUAAACUUAAUGAAGUAAAGAAGAAACUACACAGUCAUUACUCAACAUGGUUUACCUGUUAACCCUUUAAAGCCCACAGAUCUGAUGUUAAUUCUCCCCUAUAGCUGCAACACAUUUCCCUGUAACUAAGUUAUGAGAAUUUGGUGUUAGAUCAAGACAAAAACCUGUACUUGAUAAGUUUGAGAAUUCUCAUCAUAUCUUUGCUGGAUAUGGUAUGGAUAUUAUAGGGAGACGUAACAUGUUAAUCACUCCUGGGAGUUAAAGGGUUAACACCCCUGUGAUGAUCUCAACCCUUCUACUCCCAAGAUCUGUGCACAAACCUAUGUUAUUGUGUGUCACCCAGUCUUAACAAUGUUUGUUUUGAGAAUUUGGUUUUAAAUCUAGCUAUUCCCCUGUUUAUAUUGUGCACUAAGGGUGACUUGGUAUUGUGGCAGAAGUGAAUUUUCAAACCACAAUCCUGCACCCUAA
Molecule: messenger RNA, 2677 nt
Organism: Pocillopora meandrina
Lineage: Eukaryota; Metazoa; Cnidaria; Anthozoa; Scleractinia; Pocilloporidae
Source: the annotation of a GenBank genome assembly